This is a messenger RNA of Closterium sp. NIES-67, 699 nucleotides long. Lineage: Eukaryota; Viridiplantae; Streptophyta; Zygnematophyceae; Desmidiales; Closteriaceae. The record is from the annotation of a GenBank genome assembly.
UUCUACCUCCUUGUCUCCGUCUACGGAGAGAGGGAGGACAGAGAGGAGACAGGAGACGGAUGGCGAGGAGAGGGGGACGGAUGGCGAGGAGAGGGGGACGGAUGGCGAGGAGAGGGGGACGGAUGGCGAGGAGAGGGGGACGGAUGGCGAGGAGAGGGGGAAGGAUGGCGAGGAGAGGGGGACGGAUGGCGAGGAGAGGGGGACGGAUGGCGGGGAGGAGGGGGACGGAUGGCGGGGAGGGGGGGAAAGGAUGGCGGGGAGGGGGGGAAAGGAUGGCGGGGAGGGGGGGAAGGAUGGCGAGGAGGGGGGGAAAGGAGGGCCGGGAGGGGGGAAAGGACGGCGGGGAGGGGGGGAAAGGAUGGCAGGGAGGGGGGAAAGGACGGCGGGGAGGUGGGGAAAGGACGGCGGGGAGAGGGGGAAAGGACGGCCGGGAGUGGGGGAAAGGAGGGUGGGGAGGGGGGGAAAGGAUGGCGGGGAGGGGGGGAAAGGAUGGCGGGGAGGGGGGGAAAGGUUGGCGAGGAGAGGGGGAAAGGAUGGCAGGGAGAGGGGGAUAGGAUGGCGGGGAGAGGGGGAAAGGACGGUGGGGAGAAGGGGAAAGGAUGGCAGGGAGAGGGGGAAAGGAUGGCGGGGAGAGGGGGAAAGGAUGGCUGGGAGAGGGGGACGGAAGGCGUGAGGCAGAUUCCCAUGUCAGAUUCGCAU